UACACUCCUCCGCCUUCGUCAUCGCUUUCUCUUUAUAGCUCUGGCCGCGAAGGAGGAGAAAUAACGAGACGAACUUGGAAGAUCGGAGCCGUCGUCUUCGGAGGUUGGCUCCUGCAGCGAUCGUAGACAACCCUCGUUUCCUCUUCGCCGUCGCGGUCUAUUUUUCUAUAAAAUGGCUGAUGCUGAGGAUAUUCAGCCCCUUGUCUGUGACAAUGGUACUGGAAUGGUUAAGGCUGGCUUUGCUGGAGAUGAUGCUCCUAGGGCAGUCUUCCCCAGUAUCGUUGGUCGACCUAGACACACUGGUGUUAUGGUUGGUAUGGGUCAGAAGGACGCCUAUGUUGGUGACGAAGCCCAAUCGAAGAGAGGUAUCCUCACCUUGAAGUAUCCCAUUGAGCACGGUAUUGUGAGCAACUGGGAUGACAUGGAAAAGAUCUGGCAUCACACUUUCUACAAUGAGCUCCGUGUUGCCCCAGAAGAGCACCCUGUUCUUCUAACAGAAGCUCCACUCAACCCCAAGGCCAACAGAGAGAAGAUGACUCAGAUUAUGUUCGAGACAUUCAAUGUGCCCGCCAUGUAUGUUGCCAUUCAGGCUGUUCUGUCUCUAUAUGCCAGUGGUCGUACAACUGGUAUUGUGCUGGAUUCUGGUGAUGGUGUGAGUCACACAGUCCCCAUUUACGAGGGUUAUGCUCUGCCCCAUGCUAUCCUCCGUCUCGAUCUCGCUGGUCGCGACCUGACUGAUGCUCUGAUGAAGAUUCUCACUGAGAGAGGUUACAUGUUCACCACCACCGCCGAACGGGAAAUUGUCCGUGACAUGAAGGAGAAGCUCGCAUAUGUUGCCCUUGACUACGAACAGGAGCUCGAGACUGCUAAGAGCAGCUCGUCAGUUGAGAAGAACUAUGAGCUGCCCGAUGGACAAGUCAUUACCAUUGGUGCGGAGAGGUUCCGCUGCCCAGAAGUCCUCUUCCAGCCCUCGCUGAUUGGUAUGGAAGCUGCUGGAAUCCAUGAGACUACCUACAACUCCAUCAUGAAGUGUGAUGUGGAUAUCAGGAAGGACCUGUACGGUAACAUUGUACUCAGUGGUGGUUCCACCAUGUUCCCUGGUAUCGCCGACAGGAUGAGCAAGGAGAUUACUGCUCUUGCCCCGAGCAGCAUGAAGAUUAAGGUGGUUGCCCCACCCGAAAGAAAGUACAGUGUUUGGAUUGGAGGAUCGAUCCUUGCAUCUCUCAGUACCUUCCAGCAGAUGUGGAUCUCCAAGGGUGAAUACGACGAGUCAGGUCCAUCGAUCGUCCACAGGAAGUGCUUCUAAGUCCAGAACAAGUUUUCCGGUGGUUAGUUAAGUUCUCCGCUGAAGUCAGCCUUUUUCUUUCUUCUAUCUUGUGUCAUAUGAACUCUCGAGUAUUGAUUUACGAGGGAAUGAGCGUCGAGAAUUGAGAUUUUACCGGGUCAUGUCGAAUGCAAUAGGGCUUGUUUGAGUCCGUGAAAUGUAAUGUACUGAUAGCUCUCCUGUCUAUGCAAUUCGUGUUUUUAUUGAGAUUUUGUAUCAGAAGCAGAAAGCUUGCAAUAGGCCUCUGGUUGUUUUCCGCUUUCUGACAAUCGGGUACUUGGAUGUUCUUUGCCCGGCCAUUUUCUUGUGGGUUUUCUGUUAGGACGAUUAUGUUUGUAGCAGGAGAUUAAAGAUUUGUUUGUGAUAUGAUUUUUCUAAGGUUUUACCUUUGAAAGAAAAUUGAAGAGUUUACAUGUUU
Punica granatum (pomegranate) is the source of this 1742-nucleotide messenger RNA. The record is from RefSeq and is a predicted model, not a curated record. NCBI's taxonomy places the organism in Eukaryota, Viridiplantae, Streptophyta, Magnoliopsida, Myrtales, Lythraceae.